Rotaria sordida is the source of this 618-nucleotide messenger RNA. The record is from the annotation of a GenBank genome assembly. NCBI's taxonomy places the organism in Eukaryota, Metazoa, Rotifera, Eurotatoria, Philodinida, Philodinidae.
AUGAAUAGACCAAUUAAAGUUGUAACUAUUAGACAACCACAAGCUGUAUAUCAACAACCGAGAGAUACUUACGAACGCAAUGACGAUGGAUAUGAUUAUCAGGAUGAAAAAUUAUCAACGUAUCGAAGUGUGAAUUCUCAAUCUAAUAUUGAAUUAAUGCGAACACAAGAUUUUCAUCGGCAAGCAUCAAAUGGAAAAAAUUUAUCUUCUUCAUACACAUCUUCGAAUGGUUUACUAAUUGCUGCUGGUAUUCUAUUACUUUUAAUCAUUUUCAUUAUUGCACCAAGUGUUCUCGGUGUGCUUCUCACACGAAAUCCAAUAGUGUCAAAUAAUUCAACAACAACUUCUGCUGCUACAGUUUAUACAGCUUAUUGGAGUUUUGAUAAUGAUGCUAAUGAUUUAUAUGGAACAUAUAAUGGUACUCUUGUCAAUAGUGCAUCAUUUUCAAACACUACUUAUUUUGGUCAUGGUUUUAAUUUAGCAUUAAAUGAUUCAGUGAAUCAAUCUGUUAUUACUACAAAUUCAUUUUUCAAUUUAUCUUAUACAAGUUUUACUGUUGAAGCAUGGAUUUAUGGUAUUGCACUUACAGGACUUGUCAAAGUCAAUGUCUUUAUUUAA